GCCGAGGGCGGGGCGCGGGGCGGAGCGCGGCGAGGGCGGCGGUCCCGGCUCCUGCUGCCGCCGGCCGGGCCCAGCGGGGACGUGUCGCCGGGAGAGGACGGAGCCAUGAGCCGCCUGCCCCCGAGCGCGGCGGCGCUGCUGCUGGCGCUGCUGGCGGAGUGCACGGAGGCGAAAAAGCACUGCUGGUAUUUCGAAGGACUCUACCCGACAUACUACAUAUGCCGCCCCUACGAGGACUGCUGCGGGUCCCGGUGCUGCGUGCGGGCGCUCUCCAUCCAGCGGCUGUGGUACUUCUGGUUCCUCCUCAUGAUGGGCGUCCUCUUCUGCUGCGGAGCCGGCUUCUUCAUCCGGAGGCGCAUGUACCCGCCGCCGCUGAUCGAGGAGCCCGCCUUCAACGUGUCCUACUCCAGGCAGCCCCCGAACCCGGCACCAGGAGCCCAGCCACCGGGGCUGCCGUAUUACACUGACCCCGGAGGACCCGGCAUGAAUCCUGCCGUGAAUCCCAUGGCGAUGGCUUUCCAGGUUCAACCCAGCUCACCCCAGGGGAGCGUGCCCUACCCCCCGCCCCCUUCCUACUGCAACACGCCCCCACCCCCCUACGAACAGGUGGUGAAGGCCAAGUAGCGGGGUGCUGCCCGGAGCCGGCCUGGGCGGCGCUGCGGACACGGAGGAGCCGUCGCCGGCCGCCCGCGUCCCAUCAGCGCUGGCUUCCUGCACGGUCUUAGGAGCCACAAGGGCACGGCCCUCUUUGACACCCUCAGAGCAAGCACAGCCCCUCCCGUUUUCUAUAGAUGACCAAUCUCUGCACUCGCCUCGUCCUGUUUCUGAUGUCGCCUGUGCUUCAGCAGAGUGUGGACAGCCCCCGAGGGCUGGCCCCCGAAGGUGGCGCGCCCUCAGCCUCAGGCAGGACUAGAGGAGGGAGCCAGUGAGGGCCGGGCAUGGGGAGAGCACGGGAGACGCCUCCCCCGCUGGAGCCCCGGGCCAGGCGGCUGCUGGACUGAGGCCCCACAGGGUCAGCUUUGGGGGUCUCUCGUCCCGUCCGUUUUCCUCUUGAAGAAGCUGCUAGAGAGACGUUUGGUGAACAAGGACCUCCCGCGCUUUCUGUCUCCAUCGCUCCCCAGAGAGGAGGGACACCCCUCUGCCCAGCCAGGGCCGGGAGUGAGGGCCCGGGUGGGUGCCUGCAGUUGCCUGCAGGUUACUGAGGAACGCUCUGUGUUCGUGGGACAUCGCUCCGCGCCUCGAGCCGGGACGUGGCAUUUAGGAGCUUGUCUGACUUGGGGAGAAAUCGCGUUCCCCGCUUUUUAGUGCAUUUAUGGAAGUGCGUGCAGAGCGCUGUCCUCCUUUGAGGUCGGACUCUCAUCAGUGUCUCCCCGGAGUGUCAGCAGCUCCCCCGUCUUUGAUCGCAACCAGCAGUCUCCACACCUCCCCAGCAGCUCUGGCCCCGGGUUUUGGUGAAGGACACUUUCAAAGCAAAGGCACCUCGGCGGGCGGGUGGGCGGGCGGUGUGUGGCCUGUGUGGUCAGCAGCUGUGUGGGCUCGAAGAGGAGCUCGCUGAGGAAGACGGGACUGCAGGGAGAUCGUCACAAGUCCCCGUAGAUUCACUGACAACUUAACCAAUGUGCGAAUCAAGAAGAUGCGGUCAGGAUGCAAACCUGGCUCAGAACCCCUCCCCAGGGCUGUGGGCAGCCCCCAGGAUUGCUGAUGGCCGUCCUGGGGUUGCGGACAGUGAGCGGGAGCCCCGUUCCUCUGUGCAGUUAGUGAUGCCGCUAGUGUGUGUGCGCCCAGACUGAGCCCUGCUGGCUAGUGCGUAGGAAGGGCAAGGCAGCAUAGCCAGACCGUAGGUAGAUUCCUGUAUGUGUGGCGGUUCCACGGUGGGGGUGGGGGGUGGAGGGAGCCUACUUUUGAAAUGAACUAAUUGGAGCCUCUUGAGAAAUACUCAUUGGACUGGAGCAUCGGGACAUGUCACUGCAGGGGCUGCCGGUGGUUUCUGUUCCCCAGGCCAGGAGUCUUGCUGUCCCUGGGCUCCGGCCUGUCUCCAGGGCAGUGGCGAGGAGUCAGAGUGGGGCCAUUGUCACUGCUCAGAGGGACCUUCCUGGGAGGAUGGAGACGCCUGGGACCAAGCCAGCGCCCUGGGGAGCAGUUAGUGAGCGCAGACUCAUGCCCGUGUCUUUGGUCACCCUCGUGCGACCUGUGAACCCCUGUCCCCGACUGCAGGCCCUCCGCACACCCGGGUCCUCGAGUGAAAUGAGUUGACAAAGCACAACAUUUGCUGUUUACAACCAACGACAACAAGGGUCUAAAAGUUCCUCUUCCUCCAGGUCACAGGUUUUGCAUUUUUAACUUCAAUUGGCCCCUUGGCUUUUUUCUUAAAUAACGAAGCUGCCCGGCCCUGGACCAGGUGCGGGUGAAGAGGCCCCACCUCUCCAUGCAGAAUCUUACGUACCUUUUGGAUAGCAAGAGCCUGGGCGGUCUCAGCAGCACCGGCAGUUUUAUAUCCCACGUUUGUGUAAGAUACAUUUUGUUGCCCCUAGAACUUGGGCGAGAACCUGCUCCACGGGGGGGAGUCCCUCUUGCCGAGGUUCGAGCGUGGGUGCUCCUGGCGGGGAAGCCCCGGAGAGCCGGAGGUGAGGAGGGAACUGGGGGCAGACUGCGCACGUGUCUGCAGCACGUGGCUCCGUGCUCUUCUGUUCUCUUCCACAGGGUCCUGUUUCCUAUGUUCGCAGAAUAAAAACGCCUUUGGACGUGU
Myotis daubentonii (Daubenton's bat) is the source of this 2746-nucleotide messenger RNA. It is a transcript of the gene VOPP1, whose product is annotated as VOPP1 WW domain binding protein. Gene Ontology annotation, cellular component: cytoplasmic vesicle membrane. NCBI's taxonomy places the organism in Eukaryota, Metazoa, Chordata, Mammalia, Chiroptera, Vespertilionidae. The record is from RefSeq and is a predicted model, not a curated record.